Aphis gossypii (cotton aphid) is the source of this 2979-nucleotide messenger RNA. Its product is annotated as zinc finger CCHC domain-containing protein 7-like. Gene Ontology annotation, molecular function: zinc ion binding; nucleic acid binding. The transcript has 4 exons. Bases 337 to 1764 code for a protein of 475 amino acids. Lineage: Eukaryota; Metazoa; Arthropoda; Insecta; Hemiptera; Aphididae. The record is from RefSeq and is a predicted model, not a curated record.
GAAACCAUAACAUACGGCUGCAAAAUAGUAUGAGCAUUGUGUUUGUGUUGUAGUCUAGACUCUAGUCUAGUAUUCUGUAGUUGCGGUGAAUAAUGACGUUUGUUUAGUUUGUUAUAAUUAUUAUAUGUAUUGUUUUCAUUUGCCGUUUACAUAGAAUUUUAUACAUUUUUCAUUCGAUAAUUAAUUAUGCGCAAUUAACGUUUAUGAUUCGUUUUCAAUCGUAAAAUGGAUGCAGAUUUCGUUCAGCUACACACAGUCACUAAUUUUUUUUACCGUUAUAGUUUUGUUGUAUUGUAAGAUAACCAUUUAUAUUUUUAUGUUUGAAAACCAUGGAAAAUGGACUUAAAUUUCUUUGAUGAGCAAAGUGAUUGCUCUAGUGAAUUAUCGGAAACGCGAUCAGAACUUGAAGCUCGCAUCUAUAGCAUUAUCCAUCAUAACGAUUUUUCAGGGACAUCAGAAUCCCCAUUUAUUGAUCCAAAGUACGGUGUAGAAUUCAAUUCCAAUGGCGAAAUAGUUGUGUUUCAAAAAGAUCCAGCCGAUAUAGUUAUCAACUCUACUGUUAAUUUAUCCGAGGCGUAUAACAAUAGGGUUAUACCAACAAUCGUUUUAGAUGACGAUGAUGACAUUGAAAUUUCUAAAGAUAUCAGUAGCAUAGUUGAUUACGAAUUUUCUGAAACAAGCUUGAAAAAAAAGAAGAAGAAAAAAAAGAAAAAGAAAAAUAUAAAUGAUGAAAGUAUUGAGGAGUAUAUUAACACUAUUAAAAAUACUGAUGCGUUAAAAGAAUAUAAAGAGAAAAGCGGAUUAAAUAAAAUGACUACUAAACCUAGUAAAGCUGAUAAUGUUGCCCUAAACGUUGUCUCUUUUAACAAUGAACGAGCAAUGCCAAUGACACCAAGUGAAAUUUUGAAACAAUAUCGUAUUGGAAAACCAACUGAAGAUAGUUUGUGGUAUAGAUGCCCAAAAACAUGGACUCCAGAUAUGAUAAAAUUUUAUACUAAAAUUCAAAAGUCAAAACGAAAUUAUGACUGUAGAGAAGAACUUAAUAAAAUUAGAGAAAAAUAUGGCUCCAAUCCAAUCGACUGGUCCUUGGACCCCAUGGAUUUAUAUAAAUCUAAUUCAAAUACACCUAGAAUGAGAUGUAAUAUUUGUAGACAAUUCGGUCAUACUGGGUAUAAUUGCAAGGAUCAAUACAAACCUCCAAUUUGUAUCAUGUGCGGAGUGGAAGGACAUCAUUUUCAUAGUUGUAAUAAAAAAAUAUGUUUAUCGUGUGGAACUUGGCAAAAAAAUUUUACAAAUAAUUGUAGUACUUGUUUAUCAAUGAUUAAAGUCAAAUGUAGUAUAUGUAAUGAUGUUGGUCAUGAAUCAAGUUAUUGCACAGAAACUUGGCGUCGAUUUCAUAGUACAAUUUCUACUGCACCAGAACCUGAAAGUAACGAAUUUGCUCAAUCUACUUCUAGAUCAAAUACCGAGUCAAGGCAAUCUAGUUCAAGAAAGUCUGAAUCUUCAUCAUCAUUAUUAACUCCCAUUGUUAAAGAGAUUAGUAAAAAUAGCCCAAAAUCGGUUGAUUCUGGUAAAUCUAAAUCCAAGAAAGCAAAACGAUUACAAUCUAAGAUUAGACAUUCAAAAACCAAAAAUCAAAAUAAUCUCACAAUUUCUAAUGAUGAACCCAUAAAUAUUGAUGUUAAUAUACAAGAUGUUACAUUGAAACGCACUCUAACUAAAAGAAAUUUUUUCAAGAAAAAAAAAUUAAGUGUUAACAAUUAAAUACAAAUAUUGAAAAUUUACUAUGCAAAUGACUAUUUACUUAAACAUAAUAGAUUAGAUUUUUAAUGUGUUAACACAUAUAGAAUUUUUUAUGUAGUGAUACUAUUAAGUAAUAAGUAUCAAUUCAGUUCUUAGUAUAUAAUUAUAUUAAGUCUAAUAUAGUCUAGUGUAAAUUCUAUGAUUUCACUUUGUGCUGCUAGUAUUGUUUAAUACCAUGUGAUUCGUUGGGUAUCAGUUUCGCAUGGUAAAGGUUUUUCUAUAUCAAAGGAAAUUUUAAUAUUGUUUUAUCAUUUUAAUCUACUAUUAAUGUAUCAAAACCUACAUUACAUUUCCAUCAUUGCUCACAUCAAAAUAGUUAUAAAAAUUCUAUUUUAUUAUUCUCAAAUAUUCAGUUUGAAUAAGAAGAUGGAUAAUUUUUAAUUGUUAAACUACCUUGUAUUUUAAGUUAAUGGGAGUAUCAAUGUUAAAGCUUAUUCAUCUAUUUUAAUUUUCAUCCUAAUCUUGUUUUUAUGCAACUGUAUUUGGAGAGUUUUUUGUUAUCCGAACCAUAAACAAUUUUUAAAAUUUUUAAUAGUUUUCUUUAUUGACAGUCCAAGAAAAAUUGUUUAAAUAAGCGAUGGUUUGCCAUGAUAAUAUUAUGUAGUGAAUUCAAUUAUAAAUAUAUAUAAAUGCAAUGAAAUUAUUUUAUUUUGUAACCCAUUGAGUCUUUUUUUUUGUCUAUUAUAUUAUAAUAUUAUAAUGUAUUAUAGUAAUAAUAAUAUCUAUUUUCACAUUUAAUAAAAAUCAAUUGUUUUUUUCUUGAGGAGAGGGGGGGGGGUUAAAGUGUAUUACAUUGUACAAAAUUAAAAAAAUAUAUAGUUAGGAUAAAACAAAAAUUUAAAAAAAUUCAAUGUAGUUAACAAAACAAAUUAUAUUUUAUUUAUUUAAUUAUAAAUAUUAAAUAAGAAUGUAUUUACAGAAUAUAUUAUUAAAAAUAACACAAAUAUUUGUACAUAACAAUAUUAUUAUAGUUCUAAUAUUCCAUCCUGGUCUAAUUCUGAUAGAUUGUCAGCGGACAAUGACACAUGAAUAGAGUCUCCGAGCAAAUCAGUUAUGUCAUCGUACCUAGACAAAUUAAAUAGUUAUAAAUUUUAAUUAAAUAUGAGAUAUUUGUGUACAUUUAAAUAUAAUAUGUAUAUAUAUAUUAUAUAUUUAAUAAAGGGUAUGGAUAAUUUA